GGGCGCACCUUGUCUGUUUUUAGGCGGGAAUUGGAAACCCCACCGGUGCGGACAAGACCCUGACAGGCGCAAGUUCACACUCUUGAAGGGGACCAUGGUGCGGCCUGCAAGAAAUAAGAAACCAGUCAAUUACUCACAGUUUGAAGAUUCGGAUAGUGAUGAUGAUUUUAUUCCUGCAACUGUACCUUUAAACAAGAAAUCUAGAACAACACCAAAAGAGUUAAAACAAGACAAACCAAAACCUGCUUUGAAGACUGUCCAGAAAGAAGAUAUCCUACUACAAGAGAAAACCCCUAAAAAAAGGGUGGCCUUAGAUGACAAGAUCUUCCAGAGAGGCAUAGAAGCUGCUCUAGCUUUAUCAGUGAAAGAACAUCUACCAGUCACCAGUGAUGUGCAGAAGUCUCAGGAUAAAAGCAUCAAAAAACAUGAUAGGAGUAAAACAGAAACAAUGAAUAAGUCUCUACAUAUCUCCAAUUGCAGUGUAGCUGGUGACUAUUUAGAUUUGGACCGGAUCACAGAGGAAAGUGAUACCUGUGUUAGAGGGAAAAGGAAAACACCUGAGGCUGCAGUGAGGAAGAGGAAGAUGCUUUCAUCAGGCAGUGAUGGCAGCAGUGCCAGUGACACGGAGCCAGACGAGACAGCUGGUGAAGAUUCUGAAAAUGAUACCGAUUGUAGUGAGAGUGAAGAUAAUGAGGAAGAAUUUACUAUGAGAAAAAGUAAAGUAAAAGAAAAUAAAAAGAAAGAAGUGAAGGUAAAAUCCCCAGUAGAAAAGAAAGAGAAGAAAUCUAAUUCCAAAUUGACUGCAAUAGACUCUUCUCCAGCUACAAUCAAAUCAGAAUCUCAGUCUUCACCAAGGGAGAUUUCUUGUUCAAAGGCUGCUAGGAAAGCCAUACAGAUACAGAGUCCUUCAGCUGAAAGCAGGAGGCCAAAGUGGGUCCCACCAGCGUCUGUAAGUAGCGGCAGCGGCAGCAGCCCACUGGCAGUUGUGACUGUGAAGUCCCCAAAUCAGAAUCUCCGCCUUGGCUUAUCC
Molecule: messenger RNA, 1030 nt
Organism: Octodon degus (degu)
Lineage: Eukaryota; Metazoa; Chordata; Mammalia; Rodentia; Octodontidae
Gene: Rad51ap1
Product: RAD51 associated protein 1
Exons: 9
Biological process (GO): interstrand cross-link repair; double-strand break repair via homologous recombination
Molecular function (GO): single-stranded DNA binding; double-stranded DNA binding
Source: RefSeq, a predicted model, not a curated record